AUGUCGAUGGUAGCCGACGCCGGCCGCUUUCUCCAGCGGAACCUCGCGCAUUUGCGGCCGCCUCCCCUCGCCGGCAAGAAGCACAACAAGAUCCCGACCUACUUCCGACCGAAGCCCAAGUUCGUCCAGCUCAAGGACCGCAUCCCGUUCUGGUACAUCGCCCCGGGAGACAAGGUUCAGGUCAUCAAGGGUGACAGGGAGCUGAAGAAUGUCACGGGCGUCGUUGACAAGGUGGACCGACUGACGAACCGAGUCAUGUUGAAGGGAACCGAGUUCGCACGCAAGAAGCGGCAACCGACCGAGUACAAGGGGCAAGCCCUCGACCCGAACUACAACCCUCCCGAAGGCGGCAUCUACUACAUCCCCCGCUCUUUCCACGUCUCCAACCUCCGCCUCGUCUACACGCACAAGAACGAGGAGUACCUGGCGACGCGGAUCAGGCAGACAAAGGUGACGUGGAACAGGAGGCUCCGGCGCUUCUCGUGGAGGCGGUACGUGUUGGUGCCUGCGCUGGCUACGAACCACGGCGCGGCGCAGUGGAGGCGGCUUGUCUGGCCCGUGGAGGACAAGCCCAAAUAUGGCGGCAACAAGAACCCGGCGGUUGUUUGCGAGCAGAAGGAGGCGAUGCGCAACAACUUCAUGCCCGACCUCUCGAAGCUCUCGCUCGUACCGCGCCCCGAAGAGAUCUCUCGCGACCCGUCCAAGUACCCCAAGCUGCCGACGGACGCCCCGCCCGAAGUCAAGGUCGGCAUCCUCGACGUUGGCGGCGCGUACUGGUCGAGGGCGAACCGGAUGAAGCGGUUCAGGCUUAGGAAGGAAGAGGAGAAGAAGUAUGGCAAGGAGAAGAUGAAGGAGGCGAUUGCGGAGCGCGCGGAGAAGAAGAAGCAGCUCCUCAAGCGGCUGCUCGCCUAG
Molecule: messenger RNA, 912 nt
Organism: Rhodotorula toruloides NP11
Lineage: Eukaryota; Fungi; Basidiomycota; Microbotryomycetes; Sporidiobolales; Sporidiobolaceae
Product: translation protein SH3-like domain protein
Exons: 3
Coding region: 1-912 (303 amino acids)
Molecular function (GO): RNA binding
Source: RefSeq, a predicted model, not a curated record